GUCUCAAAUACUCGAAAGGAGAGUAGUUCUGAGGAAGAUGUUCCUGCAGCCAAGAUAUGUCCUGCUGAUGGCUCAGCUGCAGCUUCGAAGAAAGACGAGUCAAGUGAUGAGUCUAGUUCUGAGGAUGAUAGCAGCGCUGAGGAGGAGGAUGCCGUUAAUAAGGCACCUGCUGCUGCACCUAAAAAGGGUAGUGCCGCUGCCUCUAAAAAGGAAGAAUCCAGCGACGAGUCUAGUUCAGAUGAUGAUCCCUCUAGCACUCCAGCUGUCUCAAAGAAGGAGAGUAGUUCUGAGGAAUCUUCUGAGGAAGAUGAGUCCUCUGAAGAAGAAGAGGAUGAAAAACCAUCGAGAACUCCCAAGAAGCAAAAGACCCCUAUUACUCCUAAAGCUCAAACUCCGGGAUCAAAAACAUUGUUUGUUGGAAAUCUACCCAACUUGGUUGAGGAUGGUUCUUUUGAGGGCUCAUGUUGAAUUUGUCACUGCACAGAAGGUAAGUUAUUUUCUCCGUAACAAAGUUGUUAGUCUGAUGCAAAAAAGAAGAAAGAGUUAAAGACGCUAAAUCACCACCUGCAUUUUCUUGAACCGAUAAACAGCUAAGCUCUAUCGACUAGUUUGGGUUAUUUGUCCGUAAAUUAAGACAUGGAUAAUUGCAUUCUAUGAAUUGAUGCAAUUUGGUUCUUCCCAGUUCUUUGCUUGUGUUCUGUUUUUGCAUUCAGUUCUAGCAAAUUCUGUUCACUUUCUUAGUUUUACUUUGUUACUCUUGAUGUUUCUCUGAACGAGUGUACGAUGAUGUGAUUAUCUACUUGUACAGAUAAUAUGCAAUGCUUCUUCUUGAUGCCCGAUAGUUACUCAGUUUUGCUGCUGAUAUCUUAUUAUACAUGAUCUAUCUGAAAGUUUAAAAUAUACUCUUCCAGAGUGUUAUACUCGCUUAUUUUUCUCCUUUUGGUUUUCUGGCCCAUCUUGUAGGAUCUUGGUGAUGCAGCGUGAUUGCUAAUUUGCUAUUAGUGGCUGAAGCUUCAGGAUAUUAUGACAAACUAACGUUGUUUUUUGUGUUCUUGAAAGCAUUAACAACUACUAGCUUUUUUGGAUGUGGUGUCUAGUAGCAUACUAUAUCUGUUUAUAUUUUUACAAAAUUGUUAUUUUUAUGACUCAAGAUUGGCUCUUGGAUGCUUGUUUUUGUAGCUGACAUGGGUUUCAUACUGAACUUUACAGGCCUAUGUUAGCUUAUAUAUGAAAAGCUUGUUCUAACUGAAGUUAGGUUGCCUAUGCUAUCUAGCUGAAGUUAGAUCUUUA
Molecule: messenger RNA, 1290 nt
Organism: Nicotiana tabacum (common tobacco)
Lineage: Eukaryota; Viridiplantae; Streptophyta; Magnoliopsida; Solanales; Solanaceae
Source: RefSeq, a predicted model, not a curated record